AACUUAAUUUUGAACGUUUCAUUGAUUCAGUUUGAUACUAAUACAUCUCAUGUUCCGGUCAAUCAGCAUAUAUCUACUUUCUUAAAACGUGAAAGAGAAUCCAACGGAUGAUAAUAUUCUCACUGGUCCAUCCAGUUGCCAUAAUCUUCUAGUCAUGGUAAUAGUACGUAGUAACACAAAGUCACGAACUGCCGCAUUCUUUCUCAUGAUGUUUUGCCAACAAAGUUUCUCAAGACAUACCGAUAUGAAAUACACUGUAGGGAUUGUUAAGCAGAACAAUAUAAAAAUGGCCAACUCCCCCAACUUAGUAUUACGAAGAAUUGAUGAUAUCAUAAAGUCUGAAGAGGACAAAAGGUCUUAUCGAGGAUUGGAAUUGUCAAAUCACAUGAAAGUCCUUCUUGUAAGUGAUCCUACCACUGACAAAUCUGCUGCAGCUAUGGAUGUAAAUGUUGGUUACUUAAGUGAUCCGAAAGACGUACUAGGGCUUGCCCACUUUUGUGAGCAUAUGCUAUUUCUGGGAACUAAGAAAUAUCCUAAUGAAAAUGAUUACAAUAAAUUUUUGAGUGAACAUGGUGGUAGCACCAAUGCCGCUACUUAUCCUGAUCAUACUCUUUACUAUUUUGAUAUAGUACCUGAAAAGUUGAAUGAAGCUCUUGAUAGGUUUUCCCAGUUUUUUAUCACUCCACUAUUCACAGAGAGUGCAACUGAAAGAGAAAUAAAUGCUGUGAAUUCAGAGCAUGAGAAAAAUAUACCAAGUGAUUUGUGGAGAUUAGAUCAACUUGACAAGCAUUUAUCAAAUCCUGAACAUCCCUAUAACACAUUUGGAACAGGCAAUAAACACACUUUGAUAACGCUUCCCAGAGAAAGAAAUAUAAAUGUGAGGGAAAAACUUUUAGAAUUCCAUUCAACAUGGUACUCAUCAAAUAUUAUGUGCCUAGCUGUGCUAGGAAAAGAAAGUCUUGACGAGCUGGAAGAAAUGGUGGUGAAAUUAUUUGCUACGGUAGAAAAUAAGGAUGUUCAGGCUCCUGUUUGGAAAAAUCAUCCUUAUGAAGAUGAUCAAUUGAAAUCAUUAGUUUACAUUGCUCCUGUGAAGGAUGUGAGGAAUUUAAAUAUAAUUUUUCCUUCUCCAGAUCUAACUGAGUUUUAUAAGUCUGCGCCAGGCGGCUAUAUAAGUCACUUGAUUGGCCAUGAAGGUCCAGGAAGUAUUUUAUCAGUUCUAAAAUCUAGAGGUUGGUCGAGUAGUUUGGUCGCAGGAAGUAAGCCAUCUCCUAGAGGCUUCGGAUUCUUUGGAAUUGCUGUAGACUUGACCGAGGAAGGAAUGAAUCAUGUUGAUGACAUCGUUCAACUUGUUUUUCAGUAUCUGAAUAUGCUGAAAACAGAGGGACCCCAGAAGUGGGUUCAGGAAGAAAAUAGAAACAUUGCUCAAAUGGUAUUCAGAUUCAAAGACAAGGAAUCGCCAAGAAAUUAUAUCACAAGUUUAGUUCAUACUAUGCAAGAAUAUCCUAUGGAACAUCUUUUAUGUGCAAAUUAUAUGUUGUCUGAAUGGCAACCAGACCUUAUAAAGAAGGUUUGGAGUAAUUUUGUACCAGAAAAAGUAAGGAUAACGGUCAUUGCUAAAAAAUUUGAAAAUGAUCUUGAAAACACAGAACCUUGGUAUGGAACUAAGUACAAGAAGAUUGCUAUUUCAGAAGAUUCUCUUAAGUCUUGGGAAAAUGCAGGUCUAUGCUCCGAGUUGAAAAUGCCAGAAGUUAACGAAUUCGUUCCUACUGAUUUCCACUUGUAUCCCACAGAUGAUGAUGUUACAGAGUUUCCUAUAAUAAUAGAAGACACUCCUUUGACCAGGGUAUGGUUCAAACAAGAUGAUCAAUUUUUACUACCCAAAGCAAAUCUUAUGUUUGAUUUUGUUAGUCCUCUGGCAUAUUUGGAUCCUCUAAACUGCAAUCUCACUCACAUGCUAGUGCAAUUAUUCAGAGAUGCUUUAAACGAGUACGCAUAUGCAGCUGAGCUUGCAGGUCUUAAAUGGGAGCUGAUCAAUACAAAAUAUGGGUUAAUUCUUGGCAUUGGAGGUUACAAUAAUAAACAACACAUUCUUCUGGCAAAAAUAAUGGAGAAGCUCACUAAUUUCAAAGUAGACUCUAAAAGAUUCAAUAUCCUCAAGGAAAAUUAUAUACGCAACCUCAAAAAUUUUGAAGCAGAACAACCUUAUCAACAUGCAGUUUAUUAUUUGACAGUUUUAUUGACCGAACAUUCCUGGACUAAACAAGAACUACUCUCUGCAACCGAUCAAAUCACAAUUGAACGACUGGAAGCUUUUAUUCCCCAGGUGCUUUCCAAAAUGCACAUUGAAUGUUUAGCUCACGGAAACAUUAAUAGAGAUAAAGCCCUCGAAUUGGUUCACAUUGUGGAGGAUAGUUUGACAUCGACUAAUAGCAUGUCUCCCUUAUUACCGAGGCAAUUGUUGUUGAACAGAGAACUAAAACUGGAAGAUGGGUGCCAUUAUUCUUAUGAAGUCAAAAAUGAGGUCCACAAGUCAUCUUGCAUUGAACUUUACUAUCAGUGUGGACUUCAGUCUAAAGAAAACAAUAUCAAGCUUGAAUUGGUUGCUCAAAUUCUGCAGGAACCAUGCUUCAAUAUUCUACGUACAAAGGAGCAAUUAGGCUAUAUAGUUUUCAGUGGAGUAAGGAGGUCUAAUGGUGUUCAGGGUUUACGAAUAAUAGUACAAUCUGAUAGACAUCCCACUUACCUGGAUACCAGAAUUGAAGCAUUCCUUGACACUAUGAUGGAAUAUAUUUCUGAUAUGAGUGAGGAGGAGUUUUUGAGACAUCGUGAAGCGUUGGCCGCUCAUCGAUUAGAGAAACCCAAGCAACUGAGUACUUUGACUAAUAGAUUUUGGGUGGAAAUCACAUCUCAGCAGUAUCACUUUGACAGAGCAAAUAAUGAGGUAUCUUAUUUGAGAACACUUUCAAAGAAAGACAUUAUCGAAUUUUAUGAGGAUGUUCUCAAAAACAAAGCUGCACGAAGAAAGAAGCUUUCUGUACAAGUGGUAUCAAUGGCAGAAGGUGGAGCUGGCAAAGUGAAUGAAACAAGAUGUCCCGAAGAAAAUGGACCUACUGCCUCAGUAAUAAAUGAUAUUACAGUAUUCAAGAGCAUUCACGAGAUGUACCCUCUAGUGCAACCAUAUAUAAACAUUACUAGGAAAGGCAAUAAGUGCAAACUUUGACAAACUUUAUAGUAUUUUAGGAACUAACUUUGUUGAGCAUAAUUUUAUUGAAUGUUUUAAGGUACUUACAGGAUCUGUUUCGAAAACAGAAUGCACUCAACCGCAACUUGCAACUCAUUAAAGUUAAUUCUAUUUUGAUUUACCUACAUUUCACUUGGACUCGACUCCAACGAACCAGGGUUUUAAAAAAGGAUUUCUAUCAAAAGUAUAAAUCUUAAGGAUGUUCCUCUGAGAAAUUAUUAACUUUCUGUUUUCCAUCAAUGUGAAUAAUAGGGGGUCAUUGUGAAAUUUAUUUAAUGACUCUUGAUAGUAAGUGGAAGUCACAAAUCCAGAAUGUCACAAGUUUUAGUGGAUUGCAUGCCACGUUACUAACCAUUAACACUUUUUUUGAAACACUGUUCUACUAGAAGUAUGUCAUACUGAACCAUGGCUGAGAAGUGGAGCUAGCCAUAACUAAAAAUGAGAAAUUGGUUAGAUAUUGGUGACUAACAAUAAUAUAAUAUUUAUUCACCAUUGAUUUGCCUUCCAGUAUCAAUCUAGUAAUAUCUCCCAAAUAAAGGAUUAUUAACGCCAAUAAUACUUUUGCAUCAGGUAUUUCGAGAGAUUUUUUUUGACAUAAACAAUAUCAUGUAACAAUUUCAAUUUGAAAUAACGACCAAAUUGGAGGAGCUACCUUAAAACUAGAGAACAUUUCUUGUUUCAUCAAUUCAAAAUAACUAUUCACCAAUUUUAUAUUUGCGCAGUGCCAAAUCAUGACUAUUUUGAAGACAUCAAAAUGUCAUACUGCAGUAUUUCUUGAGAAACCCUGGUAUUUAAUGAAUUGUGAGGUGGCUGGCGUGCUCUUUUGAAAAUAGACCAUCUAGUUUA
Messenger RNA from Leptinotarsa decemlineata (Colorado potato beetle), 4087 nucleotides. It is a transcript of the gene Ide, whose product is annotated as Insulin degrading metalloproteinase. Gene Ontology annotation, molecular function: metalloendopeptidase activity; metal ion binding. Gene Ontology annotation, biological process: peptide catabolic process. NCBI's taxonomy places the organism in Eukaryota, Metazoa, Arthropoda, Insecta, Coleoptera, Chrysomelidae. Gene Ontology annotation, cellular component: cytosol; mitochondrion. The record is from RefSeq and is a predicted model, not a curated record.